This is a messenger RNA of Cannabis sativa, 2855 nucleotides long. RefSeq names its product B3 domain-containing transcription factor VRN1-like. The coding region runs from base 1297 to 2400 and encodes 367 amino acids. The transcript has 2 exons. Gene Ontology annotation, molecular function: DNA binding. The record is from RefSeq and is a predicted model, not a curated record. NCBI's taxonomy places the organism in Eukaryota, Viridiplantae, Streptophyta, Magnoliopsida, Rosales, Cannabaceae.
UUGAUAAAAAAUAUUUAAAGAAAUUAUAUUUUAUUGAUGUGAAAAUAAAUAUGGGAAACUUAGGUUUGUUGUAAUGUAAAAGAUAAUGAUUAAAUUAAAUUUCAAAAACAAAAAAGAUAACGAUUAUUUUAAAAAAUCAAAGCAAAAGCGAUAUUUUUUUUUAACAACAAAAUCGAUAUUAAUUGGAAUAAGUAAAAUAAGUUUCUUUUUUUUAAAAAAAAUUAAUUCUCAUUCGGUAUUCCCUUCGGUAUUCCUAAUCAAAAUAUACAAUAAUACUAUAUAAACAUAUCUAAGUCCCAACAAAAAAAAUAUUCUAUCAAAUCAAAACUUUCAUUUACUAUCAUCACCCAUAAAACUAGAAUUUCCCCAAAGAAAAAAACAACAAACAUUCUUUUUUUCGUUUUUCUAUUGUUCUUGGUAGAGUUUCACAGCGUUGUUUAUGGUUGAUUUUGAAUUCAUCUGAAGUUCAAAGAUUAUUAAUAAUGGAAGGCAAUUCCCAAAGUCCCCAAAAUCUGCACUUUUACAAGAUAAUUACAGAAGACAACCUACAACAGAAUAAAAUUGUAAGUUUGUUUAAUCUAUGAAGUUUCUUAAUUAAUAGUUAUACCUCAAAUAUUCAAAUAUUAGUAUAUUAGUUAUAGGGUUUAUUUGUUAAUAAGAACCAACUAAUUAGUGUAGAGUAGAAAAUUUUGUUGAAACAUUAUUUGUUUUAUUGAAAAUUUUAGUUUUGCCAAUCUUUGUAUAGAGGAGACUUUAUUGUAGUUUGGGAUGGAUUUUUUUUUCGAAUGGAAUAAUUAACUUUAUUAAUUACAAACUUCGGCUACCAACCAAGGUAGCAAUUCAGUUAGAAUAAUGUAGCAGCCUUAACGAUAUUAUGAACUACUAUAUUAAUAGAUCAUUUAAUAAAAGAAAAAUAAAUACUUUUUAAACUUGCUAGCAAACUUUUUACAAUCUUUAAUGACAAGACCAAACAAAGACUAGUUUGGGAUGAUUUAGCAUUAAACUUCUAUAUUUAGAGUGUCUUUUGAAAGACUCAAAAUUACUGGUUUAGUGUGACUGCCUAAUAGUAUGAGUUAAGGCUAAUAGCUAUGAAUCUAAUUUAAAUAUUAGGAAUCAUUAAGUUAGGGCUUAGUAGAUUAAUUCUUUUCUUUUUUUUUAUAUAAGCUUUAAGUAUAAGCAAAAACUAUGUCAAGUAGGCUAAUAAUAAGUUAUUGUCAUUUAUUAGUAUGUUGAAUUUGAUUUAUUUAUUUAUUUAUUUUUUUUUGUGUGGGGUUACAGUGGAUUCCUUACCUUUUUAUGAAAAAGUGUAGAAAGACAUCAACAGAAACAGUAUAUGUUAAGACUGCAAGUGAUAACUAUAAAUGGAAAAUGAAAUUACAAUUUUAUGAUGGAAAAUUUUGGUUAGAAGAAGGUUGGCCAGAAUUUGCUAAGCAUUAUAAUCUAAAAAGAGGCUACACCCUCACGUUUAGAUAUGAUGGGAAUUCUGACUUUAAUGUUAUUAUAUUCGAUAUAAAUACAAUAGAAAUAAAUUAUCCUUCUGUUCCUGACACUAAAGAAUUCUUAACCCCUAAGAAAGAAGUUAUAAAUGGUGAUGAGGUUUCAUCUUCCAACAACAAAAUGAAGAAGGCAUUUGCAUUGCCAUGUCCUAUGCCUAUAAGACAAGCCAAAUUUAAUGGUGAAAUAGAAUUCGUAACACCUAAGAAGGAAAGCAUGGAUGCCACUGAUUUUGUCAAAAUUUUUGAUGAGUUUCCACAACCUAGAAUGCAAAGUAGUGAAUUUCAAUUAGUUAAUGUUCCACAAUAUGAUCCGAAUCCAAUAAUGACAGGUAUGAAAACUUUCUUUCUAAUCUUGAUCUUGGAUAUGUCAAUUUUUAUGUUAUACACUUUGUCAAUUUUGUCUAACUCUUUUCUCUUGAUAGAACAACUUGAUAUUCUACCUAAAAAUAAUGGUAAAAAAAUUAAAAAAAGAUCGAAGAUUCCAGAACAUGUUAAACAACUAAAAGGGCAUGAAAAAAGUUUAGCACUUCAAAUGGCUGAUGGUUUUAGAUCCAAACGUCCAUUUAUCAAAGUUGUCAUGCAACCUUCUUUCGUGUAUGAAAAUCGAAUGACACUUUCAAACUCAUUUGCAAAAGAAUAUAUAAAAAAUACUUCAUGUGAUGUGAUACUCAAAGUUUUGGAGGGGAGGAGUUGGUAUAUGCAUUUCAAAUAUGAAAAGAAUGGUAAAAUGAGUGGAAAAGCAAUGUUAAGAAGUGGAUGGAAUAAAUUUGCAAAGGAGAAUAACUUGGAAGUAGGUGAUGUUUGUGUGUUUGUUCUUCUUGAGGGUGAAAAUGACAAAAUUGUAUUUGAAGUUGUAAUACUUCGUCUCAAUGGAGAUUCCAAAAUCCCCAUUUCUUACUUAUGAACACAAUUAGCAUAGCAUUUAGAUUUUUAAAAUGUUUACUUAUAUUUGUAUUUAAUAAUAAUUUAAUUGAGAUGAUAAUUUUAGUGAAAAUAUUUGAAUUUGUUUGACAUUUGUAUUGAUAAAUUUUAGCUAAAUAAUAUAGAAAUUUUUUAUAAUGCACUCCUCUAAAAGGAUUUUAUUGUUGCAUUCUCCUGAAAUAGAUGGAGAAUGUAUUGGUGGACUUCUUUUAGGGAUGCAUUGUAGAAGUAUCCAAUAAUAUUUAUUCUUGGUUUUAUUAAUUUUAUAAUAUUAUUAUAUAUUUAAAAAUAAAAAUUAUGUAGAUAUUUUAUAUAAGAAAAUUUAAAUUUAAAAUACUAUUUUUAAUUUUAUUGGUUUAACUUUGAAUUAAAAUAAAAAAAAUUAUGUAGAUAUUUUAUAUGAAAAAAUUUAAAUUUAAAUUUAAAAUAUUAUAGAUA